AUGGCAGUAUCUCUAACUGUGCUUCUCGCGAGCUAUGCUCUGCUUGAGGUAGUCAAUGCUCAAGACUUUUCGUAUGUUCAGCCACUGGACACUGUCAUCUUGACAGAAUAUGGCACUUCACCAGCUGUCUAUCCUUCGCCAAAUACUACUGGUACUGGCUGGGAAGCCGCUGUCAAAAAGGCGGAAGCUUUCAUUGCCCAGCUCACACUCGAAGAGAAGGCUGAUAUGGUCACUGGUCAAGCCGGUCCUUGCGUUGGAAAUAUUGUCGCUAUUCCUCGCCUCGGCUUCCAAGGUCUUUGUCUCCAAGACGGUCCUCUGGCAAUCAGAGUUGCGGAUUAUGCCAGUGUUUUCUCCGCCGCUGUCUCCGCCGGAGCGUCUUGGAACAAGACUCUCCUAUACGAGCGUGGCCAUGCCAUGGGCUCUGAAUUCAAGGCCAAGGGCGCCCAUAUUGCUCUAGCACCUGUUGCUGGACCUCUCGGCCGCUCAGGGUAUGCUGGCCGUAAUUGGGAAGGAUUCAGUUCAGACCCCUACCUCAGCGGAUGGGGCAUGGAGCAAACGAUCAACGGUAUUCAAGAUGCCGGUGUGCAAGCAACCGCAAAGCAUUGGAUUGGCAAUGAGCAGGAGACCGAGCGAAACCCUACAUACCUCCCCAACAGCUUGUCAGAUGACAAGCUUUUCAAUGCGGUGUCCGCCAACAUCGAUGACCGCACGAUGCAUGAGUUGUACAUGUGGCCCUUUGCGAACGCCGCCAAAGCCAAGGCAGCUGCAUUUAUGUGCUCCUACCAACGCCUCAACGGCUCAUACUCUUGCCAGAACAGCAAGUCUACCAACGGACUUCUCAAGACUGAACUCGGAUUCCAAGGUUAUGUCAUGAGUGACUGGGGUGCUACACACGCUGGUGUUCCCGCAAUUGAAGCUGGUCUGGAUAUGAACAUGCCCGGAGGUCUCGGUCCAUAUGGAUUGGCUUUCGGAACUCCAUCCUUCUUUGGUGGAAACAUCACACUCGCCGUUAACAACGGAACUCUUGAUAUGGCUCGUGUCGAUGACAUGAUCACUCGCAUCAUGACUCCGUACUACUGGCUCGGUCAGGACUCAGGCUACCCGACUGUGGAUCCUUCAACCGUUGAACUCAACAACUUCUCGCCUCGCAGUACCUGGACCCGCGAGUGGAACGUGACUGGCGAGAGCAGUCGUGACGUCCGCGGCAACCACGCCGAACUUAUCCGCAGGCAUGGUGCUGAGGCUAGUGUUCUUCUGAAGAACGUGAACGGUGCCCUGCCUCUCAAAGCUCCUAAGAAUAUUGCCGUUUUCGGAAACGACGCCUCCGACCCCCCGAUGUUGCUCAACCAGAACAACUUCGAGUACGGAACACUUGCUGCCGGCGGUGGUUCAGGUACCGGUCAGUUCACCUACAUCUUCACUCCUCUACGGGCUAUUCAAGAUCGUGCUGCUCAAGACGGCGCCAUUGUCCAACACUGGCUCAACAACACUGUCGUUGCCACGACUGGAUUGGAUGACCUGUGGAUUCCUGAUCUUCCUGACGUCUGCAUCGUCCUUCUGAAGACCUGGGCCGAGGAAGGGGCAGAUCGCGCAAGUCUCAGCGUCGACUGGGAUGGCGAUGCCAUGGUUAUGAAUGUGGCGAAAUACUGCAACAACACUGUUGUUGUCACUCACUCGUCUGGCAUCAACACCCUUCCCUGGUCUAACCACCCCAAUGUAACCGCUAUCCUCGCUGCCCACUACCCCGGCCAGGAGACCGGUCAUUCGCUUGUCGAUGUCCUUUACGGCGAUGUGAACCCCUCGGGUCAUCUCCCCUACAGCAUCGCCAUGAACGCCACGGAUUACAACGCCCCACCCACCACCGCCAUCAACACCACCGGCUUCAACGACUGGCAAUCAUGGUUUUCCGAGAAGCUCGAGAUCGAUUACCGCUACUUCGACGCCAAGAACAUGUCCGUUCGCUACGAAUUCGGCUUCGGUUUGUCAUACACCACCUUUGACAUCACAGAUAUGAGCACCACCCCGGUAGAGUCCAACAUCACUUCCUUCCCCGAGAGCCUUCCCAUCCAGCCCGGAGGCAACCCCGCUCUCUGGGAGUCCGUCUACAACGUCACUGUCUCCGUGUCCAACACCGGCUCCGUCGCUGGCGCCGUUGUGCCUCAGCUGUACGUUGGCCUUCCAUCAAGCGCCCCCGAAGGCACACCAGUGCGCCAACUCCGCGGCUUUGACAAGGUCCUCCUUCAGGAGGGUGAGAACCAAACCGUUACAUUUGAGCUGAUGCGCCGAGAUCUGAGUUACUGGGACAUCUUCAGCCAGCAGUGGGUCAUUCCCGAGGGUGAGUUCACCUUUUCGGUCGGACUCAGCAGCAGGGACUUGAAGGUUCAUGAGACGGUUACUGUUGUGGGAUAGGCAGUACGCAAAAUGGAGGUUGUAAGAGAAUGAAGUUAGGAUAGGG
Molecule: messenger RNA, 2455 nt
Organism: Dothidotthia symphoricarpi CBS 119687
Lineage: Eukaryota; Fungi; Ascomycota; Dothideomycetes; Pleosporales; Dothidotthiaceae
Product: glycoside hydrolase family 3 protein
Exons: 3
Coding region: 1-2409 (802 amino acids)
Biological process (GO): glucan catabolic process
Molecular function (GO): beta-glucosidase activity
Source: RefSeq, a predicted model, not a curated record